UUCCGACUUUUCGACCACAUUUCUCACAUAUUGCGACCGCCAAAACUUUAACAUGAGCAACAAGGUCAACUUUGAUCAAGAUGAGAUUCUAUUUAGUCCAUCCCUCCCUCUCAUUUACGACAAAAUCCGGCAACUAGCCGAGGAACUCGCCGUCCUGGGGAAAAUCGACUUCGCAUCCCAGAUCACAGAUCUUCUCCUCUCGCAGAACCGUACAGAGCAUGGAUUCAGACAGGUGGAGGCCUUGAAUUUUGCCUUCGACCAGACAGGCGACUGGCCAUCUGCCGUUCCCAAAUCAGCACGAAACAAUAAGGCGCUAAAGGAGCUCGAGCCUCCGCCAUCGGGCCCAAUGAACGAGGAAAAGUACAAUAAGCUCAUCUGCGAGGAAGAACGAUAUCAACGAGAUCCUGCUCUUUGUCUCGCCAUCGCCGUCGAACUAUGCGAGCAAUCAGGCAAGACAGAGGUUGACGAGAUGCAACAAGAUGAGAAAGUUGUAAAAGCGCUCAACCAGAUCGCAGAGCACUUCGACGACUACAUCGGCGCCCUCACAGUGCACCGUAAAAUCUGGCCCCUUCUCGCCAGUGGCGCUGUCGCGCAGCAGCUAGGCGUAGACGGCGCGGAAUUGUCGGCUACAGCAGAGGACGUGCUAGAGACGGUUCGCACACGAAUCGAGAACGGGCGACAGAAGGCCGACCACGAAGGAAAGCCAAUGAAGGAGCUACUCGAGAUACUCGCAGAAAACACGAAGAAGAAUGCAAGGCCUCUCUACAAAGAGAUGCGUGAAGACCCGCUAGAGAGCUAUCUGCACAAGCCCGCGACACUGAAAGACAUUGAAGAUCUCGAGAAUCGACUCAAGAUGUCUCCUCUGCCAGACGACUACAAAGAAUUCCUCCUCGCGUCCAACGGCCUCGAAGCAGUCUACGACGGUCACAACCUCACCGCACCCUUACGCAGCGCCAAGGACGUCACCAUCAGCAGCCUCUACCCAGCUGAUCCCAAUCCAACCUUGCAACUAGUCGAAGACUCGGACGGCACGGCACCGUUACAGCGCGCACACGGCUUCGAGGAAUGGCCGUCCGCGACAAGGUUCAUCGAGAUCGGAGUCACAAGUGAGGAUCCAGAAUUUCUCCUCUUGGACCCCGCGGACGUAAAGAAGACCGUCGCGGCCUACAAAGAGGCACUUGCACGUGAUGACGUCGACGACGCGAUCAAGGCCGACACGACGCGUGCAAUUGAGGAUCUAUACGGCGACAUGAAAGCAUUCAAGGAACUAGAAUGGGUGAUGAUGAAGACGGUGGAUUAUGUCCCGAAACCUGUUGGUACGUUCCGGCGUUGGUUGGAGGAGACCGUGAGGGCGUCGGGUAAGCCGGAUGAUGGUGGUGGCUACAGUAGGCCCUGUCUUGCGUACCAGUGCAAGGCCAAACGGGCGAGGCGUGGCUAGCCGCGUAGAAUAAAUGGCAUCCUGGGCGGGCUUUGAUCGGAUCCUUCGCCUAGGUGGGCAGAUACUGUUAGUACAGCGCACAGGUGUUCAGAGAGGCGAGAUAAAGGUAGAGAAAGCUUUCGGAUUCUUGAAUGAUCGAGACAACAUGCCUUUGACGCCUUUGCAGGUUGUAGCGUCCCAGAUCCUGACUAUACCAAGUGUGGACCAAAUGGACCAGCUGGUUAAGCUGAGCUCCACACUACAACUGGCUAUUUUAUGGAACAUUGAGCCAGUCAACCGUACCCUUGGUACCAAAGGCACUGUGGUAGAGCGGCCGGCCUACAAAGACGAUAAACCUCUUCGGAGUUCUCCAAGGCCCGCGCGAAUUGUUCACACUUCUGUUGACUUCUGUUGAGCU
Messenger RNA from Cucurbitaria berberidis CBS 394.84, 1835 nucleotides. RefSeq lists its product as uncharacterized. The coding region runs from base 53 to 1438 and encodes 461 amino acids. The transcript has a single exon. The record is from RefSeq and is a predicted model, not a curated record. NCBI's taxonomy places the organism in Eukaryota, Fungi, Ascomycota, Dothideomycetes, Pleosporales, Cucurbitariaceae.